Agelaius phoeniceus (red-winged blackbird) is the source of this 8108-nucleotide messenger RNA. Lineage: Eukaryota; Metazoa; Chordata; Aves; Passeriformes; Icteridae. The record is from RefSeq and is a predicted model, not a curated record.
AUGCCAGAAAAUCCAGCAGCAGAUAAGCAGCAGGUGCUGCAGAUCCUGGACCGGCUGCAGGCGAAGCUGCAGGAGAAAAGGGAUUCCCAGCACCAGGAAAACCUGGCUGUCCUAAGGAACACCCUCAGGAGCCCCCUGUUCAACCAGAUCCUGACUCUCCAGCAAUCCAUCAAGCAGCUGAAGGAGCAACUCAAUUACAUGCCUCCCGACCGCUCGGUGGAUUUUGAUUUUACCAAGAGGGGGCUGUUGGUGUUUGCUGACAAAUCAGUCACUGCUGGGACACCUUGCACUUCACCUGCACCCAGAGCAUCAGCCUUCACUCCAAACCUGGCAGUUAAUGAAUUUAACAUGAUCAUCCAGCAAAUGGCAAAGGGAAGACAAAUAGAAUCAAUAACGAUUGAUAAACCUUCUGUUGGAGGGCUUGGAUUCAGUGUGGUUGCCCUUAAAAAUCCCAGCCUGGGAGAAGUUGGUAUCUUUGUCAAGGAAGUCCAGCCAGGAAGCAUAGCUGACAGGGAUCAAAGACUGAGGGAAAAUGACCACAUACUGGCCAUUAAUUGCACGCCAUUGGAUCAGAACAUUUCCCAUCAGCACGCCAUUGCCCUCCUCCAGCAAUCCACAGGAUCCCUGCAUCUGGUGGUGGCUCGGGAGCCACUUCAAGGGAACAGCAGAACUGCCUUGUUCAGUGAUGUAAAUCCACCUGAGACUAUUCACUGGGGCCACGUCGAAGACGUUGAGCUGAUUAACGAUGGUUCAGGAUUAGGCUUUGGAAUUGUAGGAGGAAAGUCGAGUGGAGUAGUUGUAAGAACAAUUGUUCCUGGGGGAUUAGCAGAUCGGGACGGGAGGCUGCAGACGGGAGACCACAUCUUGCAGAUUGGAGGGACCAACGUGCAGGGCAUGACCAGUGAGCAGGUUGCCCAAGUGCUCAGGAACUGUGGGAAUUCUGUCAGGAUGAUCGUGGCGAGGGACCCCAAGUGUGAAUUCAUGGAGGCUCCACCGGCUCCCCUGAGCUGGCCAGUCAGCACAUUGCCUUCCCUUCCAAAUGGAAAUGACAAUGACAACUUUUUUGACACCUAUGAUGUUGAACUUAUAAAAAAGAAUGGGCAAAGCCUGGGAAUAACAAUUGUUGGAUAUGCUGGCACAUGUGAUAUAGAACCUUCAGGGAUUUUUGUGAAAAGUAUAAUACCUGGGAGUGCUGCUGACCACAAUGGCCAAAUUCAUGUUCAUGACAAAAUUGUUGCUGUUGAUGGAGUCAACAUACAGGGUUUUACCAACCAAGAAGUGGUGGAGACACUGCGGAACACGGGUCAGACUGUACGUCUCACCCUGCUUAGAAGGAGACCUUCCUUUGCUAUUUCCUCAGAAACACCUUCAGGGAGAGUGCAGCCAUUUGUUCCAAUCUUUGUGUCCCCUGGAGCUGUAGGGCCUGAAAUUAGUGUGGCCCCUAGGAAUGAGGAAAAACAAGAAGAGAAGGAUAAUCUGCACAAUGAAAAGCAGCAGAGUCUGCAUCAAGCAGGAAGAGUCCCACUCCCUCCAGCACAUGAGCUGAAAUCCAAAUGGGAAAACCUGCUGGGACCAGAAUACGAAGUUAUGGUUGUGAAUGUGGAUAUGCCCUUUAAAGACGAUUCAGAGCUCCAGAAGUACUCAAAGCUGUUACCCAUCCACACUCUGAGAUUAGGAGUUGAGCUGGACACUUUUGAUGGACACCAUUAUAUCUCAUCCAUUGCUUCAGAUGGCCCAGCUGCAGCACUUGGUCUUCUGCAACUGGAGGAUGAACUUCUGGAGGUAAACGGGGUGCAGCUGUGUGGCAGGUCCCGGCGUGAGGCUGUCACCUUCCUCAAGGAGGUGCCACCGCCCUUCACCCUGGUGUGCUGCCGGCGGCUCUUCAGCGACGGCACCGAGUCCUGGGUGGACGAGCCCCCCGUGGCAGCAGCGUCCCCUCCAGAGCAGCAGGUGAAACCUGAGGAAGACUUUAAUCCUGAGGAGGAAGAAGGGGAAUUGGCAUUAUGGUCUCCUGAUGUGAAGGUUAUUGAGCUGGAGAAGGACAAAAAUGGUUUAGGAUUCAGCAUUUUGGACUAUCAGGACCCCUUGGAUCCAGCAGGAACAGCCAUAGUGAUCAGCUCCCUGGUGCCUGGUGGCGUGGCCGAGCGCGGGGGGCAGAUUUUGCCGGGCGAUCGCCUGGUGUUCGUCAACGAGAAACACCUGGAUGGUGCCACCUUGGCAGAGGCAGUGGAAGUGCUGAAAUCUGUGCCCCCAGGGACAGUUUCCCUUGGGAUCUGCAAGCCUUUAGUGGGAGACAGCAGAGAGGAGGAGAAAAUGCACGGUGUGGAUACCAGCAGCAUCAAAAGCAGCCCUGGGUCUCCAGAACCAGUAGAUAACACAAAUUUCUCAGUAAUACUUGAAGCACCACAGGGUUUCAGGGAUGAGGUGCCUUUCAAAGAAGAACUCGUUGAUGAGCCCCAUCUGGACUUGGGAAGGUCAUUUCAGCUUUCUCAGAAGGAUGAGGAGUAUGGGAAGGAGUCCUGGGAGAUGUGUGAGUUUCUGAAAGUCAGAGCAGAGGACGUGGAGGAGGAACGGGAAAUGUUGGUGGAUGAGGAAUAUGAGGAGGAUUCAGACUUCCUGAAGGGGGAUGAUGCAUCAGGUGGAGAGGAGGCAGCUUCAGACAGGAACCUGGACACAGAACGAUGGGCAGAGCAACUGGAGGAUGAUGAAAUACAAGAUUUAAGAUCCAGUGUUAGCCUAAAUGCCAAAGAGUCCCUGGAAUAUCCAUUCAGGAAAGAUCAAAUGUGUGAAGAGAAUGCUGCUUUAAGGUCACACAUUUCUGGAACCACAGCUCCCAGCAGCUACCAAAAAGACAUAUUUGAUACUGAAACUACCCAGGCAGAAGUGAAAACUGAGAUGAACUUAGGGCCAAAGCUUCAGAGUGACUCCAGAGGACCUGAGCUUGCUGCUGAUUCGGAAGCAGCUGGAAAGGAAGCCCUGAAAGAGGAGAAUUAUGUUCUUCCCAAGAGCCGGGAAUCUGGGAGAGUAACCACCUUAGCUCAGCCUAGAGCAGCAUCAGGCAGUGAAUUACCCGAGAGAGAAGAAGGAGAAGGAGAAGAAACUCCAAACUUCAGCCACUGGGGACCACCACGGAUUGUUGAGAUCUUCAGAGACCCUGAGGUGUCUCUUGGAAUCAGCAUUGUUGGUGGACAAACUGUCAUAAAGCGCCUGAAGAAUGGAGAAGAACUUAAAGGGAUCUUUAUCAAACAAGUUCUGGAAGACAGCCCAGCAGGAAGAACAAGGGCUUUAAAAACUGGAGAUAAAAUACUUGAGGUUUCUGGGGUAGACCUACAAAAUGCCACCCACAAGGAAGCAGUAGAUGCCAUCAAGAAUGCAGGAAAUCCUGUGGUGUUUGUAGUCCAGAGCUUGGCUAAUGUACCAAAAGUGGUUUCUCCUGCCCAGCCUAAGGGAAUCAAAGUCAGCAAAGAUCAGGAUGCAGACAAAGAAAAUAAGAGUGAUAAGAGGAAAUAUGGGGCUCCACCUCCCAUGAAGCUGCCACCUCCUUACAGAGCCCUCGAAAGGCACCACGCAGGGGAGGCUGCUCUGGGUGAAGAGGAGGAUGAGGAUGCUUGUGCAGAGGAAAAAAUCAGGCAGAGAUAUGCAGAUCUCCCGGGAGAAUUGCACAUUAUUGAGCUGGAGAAAGACAAGAAUGGGCUGGGGCUCAGCCUGGCUGGCAACAAGGACCGCUCCAGGAUGAGCAUCUUCGUGGUUGGGAUCAAUCCCGACGGCCCCGCGGGACGGGACGGGCGCAUGCACAUCGGGGACGAGCUCCUGGAGAUAAACAAUCAGAUAUUGUAUGGAAGAAGCCACCAGAAUGCUUCUGCAAUCAUUAAAACUGCCCCAUCCAAGGUCAAGCUGGUUUUCAUACGAAGUGAAGAUGCAGUCAACCAGAUGGCUGUCACUCCCUUCCCACUGCCUUCAGGCUCCCACUCUGCCAUUGAGGACCACUCUGGCACUGAACCUGCAGGUGGUGAGGAAGACCCAAGUUUGGAAGUUGUCAUGAAAAGCUUGACUGAUGAGGAAUCCAACAAAGCUGAUGUGAAGUGUAAAUCUGACCCACCAGCGGUGGCAGAUGAGCAGGAGGCAGAGGAGCAGCUCCCAGAAAAUGUCCUCAGCCAGAUCAAACAGCCCAAACCUUCCACGGCAGCCCCAGGGAGCUGCCAGGAGCUGCCCCUGGAGCCAGCACCUCCUCACCUUCCUCCGGAGCCAGAAGCCACCAGCCGUGGUGUGUUCCCACCUCCACUGCCUGUGGAUCCAGCCACCUGUGCCAUAGUUCCAGGGCAGGAGAUGACCAUAGAGAUCUCCAAGGGUCGCUCAGGCCUCGGGCUCAGCAUCGUUGGGGGCAAGGACACUCCCCUGGAUGCCAUAGUGAUCCAUGAAGUUUAUGAAGAAGGGGCAGCAGCCCGAGAUGGCAGACUGUGGGCUGGUGAUCAGAUUCUAGAGGUGAACGGGAUCGAUCUGCGCAGCGCCAGCCACGAGGAAGCCAUCACUGCCCUCCGGCAGACACCCCAGAAGGUGCAGCUGGUGGUUUACAGGAAUGAGGCACACUACAAGGAUGAGGAAAACUUGGAGAUCUUCUCUGUGGACAUCCAAAAGAAAACGGGCAGAGGGCUGGGGCUCAGCAUAGCUGGGAAACGAAAUGGAAGUGGAGUGUUUAUCUCUGACAUUGUUAAAGGAGGAGCUGCAGACCUAGAUGGAAGAUUAAUUCAAGGAGAUCAGAUUUUGUCUGUAAAUGGGGAGGAUAUGAGAAAUGCCUCACAAGAGACUGUUGCCACUAUACUUAAGUGUGCCCAAGGCCUGGUGCAUCUUGAGCUUGGGAGAUUGCGGGCUGGGUCAUGGCUGUCAUCACGGAAAACAUCCCAAAACAGUCAGGCGAGCCAGCAGAGUGUCCACAGCCACUUCCACCCCGCGCUCGCCCCCGUCCUCUCCACCCUGCAGAACUUUGUUGGCACCAAGAGAUCCUCAGCAGACACAUCCCAGAGAAGCUCAGGAGGCGCCGAUAUGGGCCCGAGGACUGUGGAGAUAACAAGGGGCCCAUAUGAUGCCCUGGGUGUCAGCAUAGCAGGAGGGAAGGGCAGUCCCCUGGGAGACAUCCCCAUCUUCAUUGCCAUGAUCCAGGCCAGCGGAGUGGCUGCUCGCACACAGAGGCUCAGAGUUGGAGAUCGGAUUGUCAGCAUUAAUGGGCAACCUUUGGAUGGGCUGUCUCAUGCAGAUGCAGUUAAUCUACUAAAGAAUGCUUAUGGGAGCAUUAUCCUGCAGGUGGUGGCUGACACCAACAUCAGUGCCAUUGCCAGCCAGCUGGAGAGCAUGUCCACGGGCUGCAGCCUCAGCCUGCCCUCUGAGCAUCCCUCCGAGGAUCCUGAAGCACCUCAGCCUAAGAUUAUUACUUUGGAGAAAGGCUCUGAUGGACUGGGAUUUAGUAUUGUAGGGGGGUAUGGAAGUCCCCAUGGAGACCUGCCCAUUUAUGUCAAGACUAUUUUUGCCAAGGGCGCGGCGGCCGACGACGGGCGGCUGAAGCGCGGGGACCAGAUCGUGGCCGUCAACGGGGAGGCCCUGGAAGGCGUCACCCACGACCAGGCCGUGGCCAUCCUGAAGCGCCAGAAGGGGACAGUGACCCUGACAGUGCUGUCCUGAGACACACUGAGCUCUCCAGGCCAUCAGUAGAGCUGUCAAACACUGCCCAGCCCCUGCAGAGCCUGGAUCCGCGUUCCAGGCGCGUCUCCAGCUUCAUUCAGCCUCCCACGACUUUCCAGCCUUUCUCCCCGCCCUCCUCGACUUCUGGUGGCUUCAGAGGUUUCCCUGGACAAGUUUUAAUUAAGGAACUUCAAAGGACAGGACUCGUUGUGCUUUGUCCCCGCUGCUCUGAACCCCGGUUGCGACUGCUGAACCUGGAAUCAAUUCGCACACAAAGGAGAAUUUCAGAUCAUCGACUGAUCUCAUCUGAGGGACAGAAAUAAAUGCUGAGUGACUUGUCAUCUCACUCGUGAUUUACUUAUGCUAAUUGUUCUUUCAAGUAUGCCAGAAAACAUUAGCAAUGUAAUUAAAUUACCACUGUUCCAAAUGAUGAAAUAUCAAAUUCUCCUCUGGGAAAUUAUUUGUGCUCGGCACAGUAAGUCUGAUAGUCAAAUGUGAACUUCUCAUGUUUAUCUCUUUGGGUAGGUCUGUGGAAGUUAGUCAGAGGUAAUUACUGUGAUGUGUCAAUUUGCAGCCUUUAGCAUGAAAAAUAAACGAGGGGAGAGGGAAAUUUAUUUUUUUAGGCUUUUAAAAUGUUUGAGCCUUUUCAGAUAUUUAGGCAGCAUGAACAACAACAGCGUAGCUCAUUCUAUUCUAAUUCUAUUUUUUAAGAAGAAAUGUGCUGAUAUAUGCCAGGCAUGUCGCAUACAAAGGCAGUUGUUGUCGUGCCAAGCUGCAGCAUAAUAAUUGUUCAUCCUGAAACUUUAAUGAAGACAAAAAGUUUGCUUUGGGAAUGUGAUCCUGUAAUUCUAGGAGUGAUGGUGAGCAGUCCCUCCAGCUCAGUGGAGUUCAUCCUAACCACCAAACUGAUGCACAUUUCCAAGAGUCUCCCCAGGAUCAGGUAGUGCAGGAGGAGGCUUUCCUGGAUCCCAGAGAAUGCUCCUCUCUUUGGGCUGCCAGAGCCAAUUUUGGGUACCACCAGGCACUCCCAGGCAGGGCUGGGAUGAUCUCCCUCAGCCAGGUGCAGCAGUUUGGGAUGAGGCUCCUCAACCCCCUCCAGCUCAGCUGAAUCCCCUGACAGUUUUUUGGGGUCUGAAGCCUUCCCAAGGCUGGUCCCACUCUGGAGGUGGGGUGCAGGAACAUUCAGCCACAAGAUCCCAACCUCAUUCCAUUCCCAGCCAUCAAACAGGGAUGAUGUGAGUGUGGCCUUGGUGAUUUAACAGAUGAAUUUGGCAGGCAGGUUCCUGGCAGGGCAAGGCAUUGGGGGUUCAUCUUCUAUCCAGGGGAGCAGGAGGGGUUUGGAGGAAGCAGCCCAGUCUGAUUUGGAACUAUUUGGCAUAAUUUAUAAUGGUGAUGUAGCUGGGAGAAAUGAAAGGGGGGUGGGGUCAGAAUUGGCUGCUCAUUUUGUGUGAAAAAUUCCAGGAACUGAAUGGAAAGAAGGUUGAAAAUCUGCAGUAUAAUAGCUGAGCAGUGCAGGGAGGUGUUAAAGGUACAGCUGUUCUGUGUAAUUGAGUGGAAUUUUCCCCAUUUUACAUUCAGGAACCAGUCCUGAAGCGAGGUGAACUACAUUGAGACAGGAAUGCUGUGAUAAGUUCUCAUGGAAAAGGGUUUUCCUUAUUUCCUUGGAAAGUUUUCCAUAACUCUAGGUAAUCACAAAGUGCAUUUAGCCUGCUGGAACCAUUGGUGGGUAUUCCCUUAAUAGUGCCUGGAAGAGACUUCUCAUUUUCAGUGGAUUCCCAGUGUCCUGUUUGAUUUGCCAAGUGAGGUGUGAGUGGAAUCCUGAUUGCAGAGCACAGGGAUGUCUCCAGGUGUAGAAAACUGGAGAAUUCUGAACAGGCUGCUCUGGUUGCACAGGAGUUUAGGGUGAGGUGUGAGGAGGUGCCCUCAGCAGCAGUGUGUGGGAUUUAUCAACCAAAGGGAAUGAUUCUUCUGUCCUGUGUUUUUGUACCCACCCUGAGACGUUGCCACAUUUAAUCCAUGAAGUUGUACAUGGCUGUUUAUCAGCCUGUGAUGCACAUGCAGUUCAUAGACAUAAACAAUAGAAUUUAUGGGCUGAUGAGACAUUUUGCACUUCUCGUUGCUCAGAAGGAGAGAGAACAUUUUCUGCUUCUUGUAAUUUGCACUUUGUGUGUUCGAAUAUAUUACUGCCAAAAAAAAAAAAAAUUAUAUUGCAACUAAUUGAUAAACCAGUGACCAUGCUCCACGUGCAGGGCCAAGGCAGAGAAUUCAGUUUGCACCACGCUUGUCUGGGUGGGGGUGUUCUGGUUUGUUUGAAACUUCAUUUCUGUGCAAGGGAAAAAGCAAUUAAACCUCCUGAUUGUAUUGUUUACGUAGCUCAGUAAAAGGAGACGUUUUAUGACUUCAAGGGUUCUAAAUAAAGCUCAGUUGCAUAAGUA